Molecule: messenger RNA, 2371 nt
Organism: Arabidopsis lyrata subsp. lyrata
Lineage: Eukaryota; Viridiplantae; Streptophyta; Magnoliopsida; Brassicales; Brassicaceae
Product: putative G3BP-like protein
Exons: 14
Coding region: 254-2074 (606 amino acids)
Cellular component (GO): cytosol; ribonucleoprotein complex
Molecular function (GO): mRNA binding
Source: RefSeq, a predicted model, not a curated record
AAUUGCAUAAAUAGGGCUGACUCUUUGCGAGUGAAACGAAAAUAAAAAUAAAAAUUUCAGCAUCUUUUUCUCUGGCGCUCUUCGUCUCUUACUGUGCUUGUUCCUUCUCGCGAAUAAAUCCUAGGAGCCGCCAUUGACGUGGGUCUCGCAGAACUCGGAGCUACUCAUAUUCAAUCUUCUUCACUACCACAAACAUCUCUCUAUCCCCCUCGGUGUAAUUUCAGAUACAGGGCAUUGCUUAUUCUCUGCAUCGAUGAAUCCUCAUCCAUAUUCUGCAAAACAGGUGGGGGAUGAAUUUGCAAGGCAAUACUAUCAGACCUUGCAAAACUCCCCGGAAAAUAUCUAUCUGCUUUAUAAAGACAACAGUAAGAUUUCACGGCCUGGACUCGAUGGAACGAUGCGUGUCUUCACUUUAUCGGAUGUGGAUGAGAAUGAUCUUAAAAUGCAAUCUUCUGGUGGUUUUGAUUCGGUUGAGGUAACCAGUGUCACGUCCCAAGACUCUCAUGAGAAGGGUAUUGUCGUCGCUGUUUAUGGCUACUUCACUUUCAACGAGAGACCAGCAAGGAACUUCACACAAAGUUUCUUUCUUGCUCCCCAAGAAAAAGGCUACUUUGUUUUGACCGACAUGUUCAAGUUUGUUGAUAUACCCGAGGCUAAUGAUGUCAUAGAGGAGAAAGUUCCAGAAACAGAGGAAGCUGCACUGAGAGUUUCUGAAAAUGUCCCCAAGCUAUCUUAUGCCUCUGUUGUGAUGAAGGAAAUACGAAUAGGUCAAGGUCAACAUUUUUCGUCUUGUGAUUAUUCUCCAGAGAUAAAACCUAUAAAUGGGAACAGUCGGGAGUCUCAAAUGGUAUCUGAGGGUGCAGCCAUUUGUGUGAAAAAUCUUCCUCUAAAUGCAACCAUUGCCUUGGUUAAGAAUGCACUUAAGCAGUUUGGGGAAAUUAGAAGAGGUGGAGUUAAAGUUAGAAGCACAAAGUACUAUGAAGGGAAAUAUGCUUAUGUGGAGUUUGAGGAAGCAGAUGCCGCCAACAGGGCAAUAAUGGCGUCUCCUCUAAGUAUUGAUGGGUACAGAAUUUACUUGGAGAAGAAGCAACCUUACUACAAAAAUAUAAAAGCUGAUGCAGGUGAUGAUACUGGAAAUGGGAACAGUCAGGAGUCUCAAGGUAAAAAAUUUGAGGAAGCUGCAGGCAUUUGUGUUCAAAACCUUCCUCCAAAUGCAACCAUUGCCUUGGUUGAGAGGGUAUUUAAGCAGUUUGGACAAAUUAAAAAGGGACGAAUUCAAGUUAGAAACCCUGCUAAGUCGAACUAUUGGUAUGCUUUUGUGGAGUUUGAGGAAGCAGAUGCUGCCGAGAGGGCAAUAAAGGCGUCUCCUCUAAAUAUUGAUGGGUAUACAACUGACGUGGAGAAGAAGCUACCUUACUAUAAAAAAUCAGGCCGUUACUGUGAAAGCCCAUUCGCUGGACCAGGAAACAUACACAGAGGCGAGGGAGUGAGAGGAUCACUAGGUAACCCCUUUUGUAACCGGCAGAAGAUGAUGGAGGAAGUGAGAGGAAUAGACGUAAGGCAGAAGUUAAUGAUGGGAUCGAGAGGAGCAGAAGUUUAUGACUUGCACAAAUGGCAAAAGAUUAUGGAUCAAUCGGAGGAGCAGAUGAAGUUUCAGGAGGAAGAAGGACGACAACACAAUCAAAACAGAUAUAGAAGCGAGGAAGUGAGAGGAACAGAAGGAGUUGUUGGUCUGGAGGAAGAAGAGAACCAAAACUGGGAGAAGUUAACGGAGGAACAGAGGAAGAUUCAGGAGGAAGAAGGGCGACAAUACAAUCAAAACAGAUAUACAAGGGAGAAAACGAAAGAAACAGGAGGAGUUGGUGAAGAAGUGAGAGGAACAGAAGCUCACGAAGCUAAUAAUGCGAGUAAGCUUCAGGAGGAAGCGGGACAAACAGAAGUUGUUCAUUCUUGGGACUAUGAGCAGAUAAUGGAGGAACAUAGGAAGUUUCUGGAGGAACAAGAAGAGGAAUCAAAACUGAACCUGACUAGUUAUGUAGAAGAUAUUGAGGCUUUUUAUUUGGGUGUUUUAUGAUCAUACAGUAUAUAUAAAAUAACUUACUGAUUGUUUCCUUUAAUUUAGUGGCAUCAAUGGUCAGACUUAUUAUGGAUCAAUCAAUGGGAUUUUUCAUGAGGAAUUUUGGAAUUUUGACUCGAUGAAACUGGCUACUAAUGAAAGAAACAGGAGGAGUUGGUCAAAUUCCGGAGGAAAAAGAAGAGAAUCCAAACUAAUUUUGACUAGCUAUAUAUGUAAUUAUAAUGAUUGAUAUGUAAGUUGACUAGGAAGUUACAGUAAAAGAACACGCAGAGAUAUUGGUUCUUAAAGUGGCAU